UUAUUUUAAUUAAUAUAGGUUUCGUGGGGCUUGAAUGUGUAAUAACGCUAGUUUUUAAACUAUCCAGCAUCUGUGAAAGUCCAAAAUGUGGGAAAAUGGAAUAAAGUCCAGCGGACACCUUCUCGGAUCCUCCAAGGAGUCCACUGAAAAAGGCUCCGUAAAUGACUACCAUUUUACUGAGACUUUAUUUUAUGCCAUUUGAUCUCGUAUCUUUUAUUUUCAUCCCAAUAGCAAAGUUGCAAAAGUCGCAAAUUAAUCAACUUCAUUUCAUUUCGCUCCAAAUAUAUUUUUUAAGCCUUAACAGACUCGGCUUAAAAGUCUCAUUAUCAAGCCAUAAAAACUUCAAAUAAAUAAAAAUGCUGAUUUUAAAAGCUGGAGUUGGAGAUGCCAAGUAAUAGUGUUCUGUGGGAGAUGCUAUGUUAAACGCUUGACAAAUUUUCCAUUAAAAAUUAAAUCGAAUAUUAUUACAGUCGCUCAUUUUUUCUUAAAGUAUAAGAAAUUAAAUACUUCCAUAAUUAGAAGCUCUCUUCUGUGUCCAUAUUAUAAAAAAAUAUCCUUAAUUUAAAUUUAAAUAAUGGUUCAAUGAAAAUCUGUGUAAGUACCAUUAGAUAAAUUGUCUCCCAAAAAUGUCUUGCAAUUAUGCAGAAGGACUAUCACCUUAUGAAAACAAAGGUAUACUAGGAGUCCCAGAGAAAUUUGAUUCAAAUGACAAACUGAACCAGAAAUGUGUACUCUUGGCUCAACUUGUGAAAGAUAGUAAACAUAUUGUUGUCCACACUGGAGCUGGCAUAAGUACUUCUGCGGGUAUUCCAGACUUUAGAGGGCCAAAUGGAGUGUGGACUUUAGAGAAGGAAGGUAAAAAGCCAACCAUCAAUGUAUCAUUUGCUGAUGCACAACCCACAAAAACCCAUAUGAUUUUAAAAAAGUUGGUUGAAAUAAAAAAACUUAAAUACAUUGUGAGUCAAAACAUUGACGGACUUCAUCUCAAGUCUGGUGUCCCAAGAAAAUUCUUAGCUGAACUACAUGGAAAUAUGUUUAUUGAUGAAUGUAACAUCUGCAAGAGACAGUUUGUCCGUAGCAGUCCUGUCGAAACUGUAGGCAAGAAAUGCAGUGGUGUGCCUUGUGCAGCUCACCAUGUGACGGGUAGACCUUGCCGUGGUAGAUUAUAUGACGGAGUGCUUGACUGGGAGCAUAGCUUGCCUGAAAAUGAUUUGCUAAUGGCAGAAUGGCAUUCAAGUAUUGCAGACUUGAGCAUAUGUCUAGGUACAACACUUCAAAUAGUACCAAGUGGUAAUUUACCACUAGAGACUAUUAAAUAUGGUGGAAAGUUAGUUAUUUGCAACCUACAACCAACAAAACAUGACAAUAAAGCUGAUCUCCUAAUAAAUUAUUAUGUAGAUGAUGUACUUGAGAAAGUAAUGGACAUCUUAGGAAUUGAAAUCCCCAGUUAUAAUGAAUCUGAGAACCCCAUGAAAUUUGCAGAAACAGCUAUUAUUGACUGGUCAAUAGACAGAAAAGAUGUCUUAGCUUUAGAAAAGACAUUCAAAUCAAAAUGCAAAGGAGUUAAAAAGAAACGAAUAUUAAUAAAAACAAAAAGAUUUACCAGUAAUGCCAAUGAUAUUGAAAAAUCAAAAAUGAUCAAAUUAGAAGUUAAGGAAGAGAAUGAAACUAAAGACUGGCCAUUGAAACCUUCGGAUCAAGAAUUUAUAAUUGAUCAAAAGGGUUCUAUUGUGUCUUGAUAAAAUUAUAAUAACUGUGAAACUGGUGGUGAUUAACUGGUGAAAUUUGGUUCCAUUUUAUUGUGAUUGGCUGAAUGCAAGAAAAACUUCUUUUAACACACCAAUGCCACAUUUUGUAUAUUGAUGGUGCUUCACUAUGAGAAAUAGCUGGAACGCCAAAAAUAAUUGUGACAAGUUUCAUCAUAAUUCUAUGAAUGUUUUAUUAUCGAAUAGAGGAAAAAUAUAAAAAACAUUCAUUAUAAACGUAUUUCAUAAACAUAA
Messenger RNA from Bombyx mori (domestic silkworm), 2000 nucleotides. RefSeq names its product NAD-dependent protein deacetylase Sirt6 (gene Sirt6). NCBI's taxonomy places the organism in Eukaryota, Metazoa, Arthropoda, Insecta, Lepidoptera, Bombycidae. The record is from RefSeq and is a predicted model, not a curated record. The transcript has 6 exons. Gene Ontology annotation, molecular function: histone H3K9 deacetylase activity, NAD-dependent; transcription corepressor activity; NAD+ binding. Gene Ontology annotation, cellular component: nucleus. The coding region runs from base 627 to 1739 and encodes 370 amino acids. Gene Ontology annotation, biological process: negative regulation of transcription by RNA polymerase II.